Pimephales promelas (fathead minnow) is the source of this 3442-nucleotide messenger RNA. It is a transcript of the gene gria3b, whose product is annotated as glutamate receptor, ionotropic, AMPA 3b. The record is from RefSeq and is a predicted model, not a curated record. Gene Ontology annotation, biological process: monoatomic ion transport. Gene Ontology annotation, molecular function: ligand-gated monoatomic ion channel activity; signaling receptor activity. Gene Ontology annotation, cellular component: membrane. Lineage: Eukaryota; Metazoa; Chordata; Actinopteri; Cypriniformes; Leuciscidae.
UCUCUCUCUCUCUCUACAUCUCCCCCUCGCUCUCUUUCUCUCUCUCUCCACAUGCAGAAGAAUUGUUCUCCAUGAGUCGCUCCGCUUCACUCACGGCUGGAUUUUUGCGUUUAUGAUUCUCCUCAAACAGUUCGUUUUAUGAGGCUUGGUUUUGUUUGAGGCAGGAGAGAAAAUGGCUCAAAGCGCGCUGCUUUUUUUAUUAUGGCUAUUCGGCACAUCUCUCGCUGGCUUUCCAAAUCAGAUCAACAUCGGUGGGCUCUUCAUGCGCUCCACCGUGCAAGAACACAGCGCUUUCAGAUUCGCUGUGCAGCUCUACAACACCAACCAGAACACGACUGAGAAACCCUUCCAUCUCAAUUACAACGUAGAUAACCUGGAGUCAUCCAACAGUUUCUCUGUCACUCAUGCAUUUUGUUCGCAGUUCUCCAGAGGGGUGUACGCCAUCUUCGGCUUCUAUGACAAGAAGUCCAUGAACACACUGACCUCCUUUUGUGGGGCUCUCCACACCUCCUUCGUCACCCCCAGCUACCCCAUCGACUCAGACGUGCAGUUCGUCAUCCAGAUGCGCCCUCCUCUAAAGGGCGCCGUCCUGAGUCUCCUGUCUCACUACAAGUGGGACAAGUUUGUCUACCUCUAUGACACAGACAGAGGAUUUUCCAUUCUUCAAGCCAUAAUGGAGGCCGCAGUGGCAAACAACUGGCAAGUUACCGCGCGCUCAGUGGGCAGCAUCACCGACCCCCAAGAGUUUCGCCGCAUCAUUGAGGAAAUGGACAGGAGACAGGAGAAGCGCUUCCUCAUUGACUGUGAAGUGGACAGAAUCAAUGUCAUCUUGGAGCAGGUCGUGACACUCGGGAAGAACAGUCGGGGUUACCAUUACGUUAUUGCCAAUCUGGGCUUCACCAACAUCAGUCUGGACAAGGUGUUUCUCGGCGGAGCAAACAUUAGCGGCUUCCAGAUCAUCAAUCCGGAAAACUCGGUGGUACAGCAGUUUCUCCAGAGAUGGGACCGUCUGGAUGAAAGAGAGUUUCCUGAAGCUAGAAACACACCUCUGAAGUACACUUCAGCGCUGUCUUACGACGCUAUCCUGGUGAUCGCGGAGGCGUUCCGGUACCUACGCCGCCAGCGGGUCGACGUGUCCCGCCGAGGCAGUGCUGGAGACUGCCUGGCUAACCCUGCCGUCCCCUGGAGCCAAGGAAUCGACAUCGAGCGAGCUCUCAAAAUGGUCCAGGUGCCGGGGAUGACUGGCAAUAUCCAGUUUGACAGCUUUGGUCGCAGAUCAAACUAUACUAUUGAUGUUUAUGAAAUGAAAAUAGGGGGACCAAGAAAGAUCGGAUACUGGAACGAGUUUGAACGCUUUGUUAAUAUAAUGGAUCAGCAGUUCACCAACGAUUCCUCCUCAGUGGAAAACCGAACAAUUGUGGUCACUACUAUUAUGGAAGCACCAUAUGUGAUGUACAAGAAAAACCACAUGCAUCUGGAAGGCAAUGACAAGUAUGAGGGCUACUGUGUCGAUUUAGCUUCUGAGAUUGCCAAACACGUUGGGAUUAAGUACAGACUGUCCAUAGUCAUGGACGGAAAGUACGGCGCCCGUGACCCUGAGACCAAGACUUGGAACGGGAUGGUGGGUGAACUAGUCUAUGGGAGAGCAGAUAUAGCCGUCGCACCGUUAACAAUCACGCUUGUGCGAGAGGAAGUCAUCGACUUUUCGAAGCCCUUCAUGAGUUUGGGGAUCUCCAUUAUGAUCAAGAAACCCCAGAAGUCCAAGCCGGGUGUGUUCUCCUUCCUGGACCCUCUGGCAUACGAGAUCUGGAUGUGUAUCGUGUUCGCCUACAUCGGCGUCAGUGUGGUGCUGUUCCUCGUGAGCCGCUUUAGCCCCUACGAGUGGCACCUGGAUGAGACUGAUGAAGCCAAAGACCCCCAGACCCCUCCAGACCCGCCUAAUGACUUUGGGAUUUUUAACAGCCUGUGGUUCUCUCUUGGGGCCUUCAUGCAGCAGGGCUGUGAUAUCUCACCAAGGUCCUUAUCGGGCAGAAUAGUGGGAGGCGUCUGGUGGUUCUUCACCCUCAUCAUAAUCUCGUCCUACACGGCUAACCUGGCUGCUUUCCUCACAGUGGAGAGGAUGGUCUCUCCCAUAGAGAGCGCUGAGGAUCUGGCCAAACAAACUGAGAUCGCAUACGGAACCUUGGACUCAGGAUCAACCAAAGAGUUCUUUAGGCGUUCCAAAAUAGCGGUGUACGAAAAAAUGUGGUCGUACAUGAAAUCGGCCGAGCCCUCCGUCUUCGCCAAGACCACGCCCGACGGAGUGGCACGGGUACGAAAGUCGAAGGGCAAAUUCGCCUUUCUUCUCGAGUCCACCAUGAACGAAUACAUUGAGCAGAGGAAGCCCUGCGACACCAUGAAAGUGGGCGGCAAUCUGGACUCGAAAGGCUACGGUGUGGCGACCCCCAAAGGCUCAGCAUUAAGAAAUGCUGUUAACCUGGCAGUUUUAAAACUGAAUGAGCAAGGCCUGUUGGACAAAUUGAAAAACAAAUGGUGGUACGACAAGGGAGAGUGCGGCAGCGGGGGAGGUGACUCCAAGGACAAGACAAGUGCACUGAGCCUGAGCAAUGUUGCUGGUGUCUUCUAUAUUCUGGUUGGUGGACUAGGCCUGGCCAUGAUGGUGGCUUUGAUAGAGUUCUGUUAUAAGUCCCGUGCCGAAGCCAAACGGUUGAAACUUGAAAAGAACGCACAAAGCUAUAAGCCGGCCCCGCCAGCCAACACACAAAACUUUGCCACGUACCGAGAAGGAUACAACGUGUACGGGACGGAGAGCGUGAAGAUCUAACGACUCACAGCCUGGCAGCGUGGUGUGACGAUUACAACAAACACCUUACAGAGAUGGCUGGAUCUACAGGAGGGGUCAAUGCUUCUCUCGCCCACUCUCUCUCUCUCUCUCUCUUUUUCUCUCUCUCUCUCUCUCCAUACACACCUCAGCUCCAGCCUCUCUCGCCCACGCAGACGCCACAGCCAAUCAAAGACCUCGGUCGCGCCGAGCGCCGCCACAAUUGGGAUAGAUUUCUUCAGUGCCUUAUGGAAUAUUCAGAGUCUCACACACUGAUGCAAACUCAUCGCAGGAACAUUGCAUCGCUCCAAUCAAUGCCAUCAUCUUAUCUGUGAAAUUAAAAGCGAGAAAUAAAGCCAUCACUUGAGAUCUUAGCACACCGAUCGGACUUGAGACGUCUUCUCUGGACAUUGUGCUCGAGCUUGUACUACUGUAAAUUUGCUUUCACACUCAUUCAAUCGGUGUAUUGAUUUAUCAGAUUACGGAUCGGGAUCUUCUUGAGUGGGUCGGAUGUGUUGCGGUAUAUCGUGUGCUUUUCUUUUGUCUGAUGAUCUAUAUUUCUCAAAAGUUCAGAAGCUAUAAACCCCCUUUGACCUUCAAUAACGUGAGCGUCAAAAAACC